This is a messenger RNA of Lactuca virosa, 270 nucleotides long. Lineage: Eukaryota; Viridiplantae; Streptophyta; Magnoliopsida; Asterales; Asteraceae. The record is from the annotation of a GenBank genome assembly.
AUGGUUCAGGAAGCUGGGAAGUAUGAAUCUCGAGAUGAGGAGCACAAGAAGAAGUUGGAGGUGAAGAAUGCUUUGGAGAAUUAUACGUAUAACAUAAGGAACACAACGAAAGAUGAGAAUCUUGGUGAGAAGUUGACUCCGGUUGAUAAGAAGAUUGAGGAUGCGAUUGAUGAGGCGAUUGUGUGGUUAGAUACGAACCACUUGGCUAAGGGAGAUGAGUUUAAGGAUAAGAUGAAGGAGCUUUUUCCCAUUUUGAAACUUUUAGGUUAG